This is a messenger RNA of Rubroshorea leprosula, 1127 nucleotides long. Lineage: Eukaryota; Viridiplantae; Streptophyta; Magnoliopsida; Malvales; Dipterocarpaceae. The record is from the annotation of a GenBank genome assembly.
UACAUAAUUUUCUUUUAUUGAAUGGAAAAAAAAUCUAUACAUCUUUGAUUUGAUGAUGAUCAUGGACGGUGGUCCCAAUUUUCCCAACAACAAACAAACAAAGCCCACCAUUACAAAUAUUUUAAGUUUAACCCAACAGCUCACGGCCCAUUGGUAUAACCAACGCAUGCGGCGUACAUUAGCAGCAACCCUCUUUUUAUCUCCAGACGUUUUUCCAGUUUACUCUCUCCACAAUCCCAUUUUCCUCUUUCCCAUCUCUGAUUUUUCCAAAAUCCUUUCCGAUUUUCUUUCGAUACCUGAGUUAGGGUUUUCUCAGGAGCUUCGUUAUGGGAUUUUUCGUGGAAGAAAGUAUGGAAUUUGAGCUAUUGAGGUGAGUUUUGUUAUGGGUUAGUCUUCUUCGUUUUGAAAUCGCUCUCUGAUUUGAGGUAAAGGAUUGAAGGUUCUCUGAGAUUAAUCAAGCAUUUAUUUUUCCUUUAAAUUAAUUGGGAAUUAGAUUUCAUGGAAAAAGGACUGCCCUGUGGGUCGCUGGAGUGUAAGGGGUGGUUUUUCUAGAUCAAUGGAAUUAGGGUUUAAUUUGUUGAUCCAGUUUAUGGAAUGAUUUGAAUUUAGUUAAACUAUUUAUGUUUUUCGAUUUGUGAGGAGGGAGGAAUUUCUGAUUUGGAAAGGGAGAUUUGGGCGAUCAAUUUUUGCUGGAUUUGGUCUCUGGAGAAAAAAAAUUUGUGUUUGGGAACAAUAAAUAAGUUUGUUGCUAUUUUUGGAGUUUGAUGGCGUGGAAUGAGCCAAUUGGUGGGUUGGAGCUGUUGAUUAGCAGUUAGAGUUCUUUUUGUGGGUCUUGUUUUGAUUUUGAACUUAUUCCAGAUUAUUGGGGAUUCUCUUUUGUCUUAUUGUUGUUGAGCUUGAUUUUUGGUUGAAUGGAUGAUACUGAGGAUGAUGCGAGGUACCCUCCAAAUCCAUACGGUGUUGGUAACCAGCAGGGUUAUGGUUCUUCAAAUCGCCAAAAACUUCCUGUAAGGAAUGCUCCAUAUUCUAGAACAGUUGGCAAUCAAUACAUUGAUGAUGAUGAGGAUGAUGAAGAAGAUGAUGAUUUUGUGGAGGUAGAGGAUAACAACAGAAAUAAUGGGGUUAGA